UUUCAGAGAGGGUAACAAACAGUCAUCAAAAAGUCCACGUUUAAUUCUCAAGUUUCUACUCGCAUACAUAUUUAAAAUCUAAACUACUAAUUAAUCGUUUUACUGCCAGCUAUUGGUUGAGAAAGGCGAUGAUGAUUUCGAUCAGUCACCUACGACGAACUAUUGCUUUGAGCUUGCUGAUUUUUUUCAUCAGUGAAACAACGGGAUAUCCCUCGGGAAUUGAAAUUAUAAAUGCAUCAUUUUGUGUGGUGGAUGUUCUUGAAGCGAUAGUGCAAUACGAGUUGGUCUCAGACGGCAAAGUUAUCGUCAGGGACAGGGACGACGGUGUUUGCAUUUCUUCCCCAGAUCUGUGCAGCUUACCUGCUGGUGAAACCAAAGUGUGGGUUAGAUCUGAAAAAUUUCCGUCCAUUCCUCCAUUUUUCAAGAAUCGAACCUAUAAGGGAAGAGUUCAACUUUUCAAUAAAAACAACAUAAUGUUUCUCUGUGGUGAAGUUGUUGGGAAGGUACGCUAGAAGACGAACACGAGUUAAGACUCAAUAGAAAGACGAGAAGCAUGAGGGAAAGUAAUUCGCUUAAGCAGGAGAAUACAUUAAAAGAGUUGUACGCGUCUUGCAACCCCUGAGAUUGUAAAACAAGGUUUCAAAAUCUAACGUCAAUCAUUAACGAUA
Messenger RNA from Pocillopora damicornis (cauliflower coral), 668 nucleotides. RefSeq lists its product as uncharacterized. The record is from RefSeq and is a predicted model, not a curated record. Lineage: Eukaryota; Metazoa; Cnidaria; Anthozoa; Scleractinia; Pocilloporidae.